GGCGCAGCGAGCGGCGCGGCGGAUGGAGAGUCUGGCCGCGGCCGGCGGCGCCGCCUCCUUGUCGGGCCGGGCACGGCGGGCCGGGGCCUUUGUGUGAGGCGGCGGCGGCGAUGGUGCUCGGGCCCCGCGGAGCCGGAUGAACCGUGCUGAUACAGAGGCAACUUCAUAGGAGCUGCUAAGAUGGGCAUGAGGAUCAAACUGCAAAGCACCAACCACCCCAACAACCUGCUGAAGGAACUCAACAAGUGCCGGCUCUCAGAGACCAUGUGCGAUGUCACCAUCGUGGUGGGGAGCCGCUCCUUCCCGGCCCACAAAGCCGUGCUGGCGUGCGCGGCCGGCUACUUCCAGAACCUCUUUCUGAAUACCGGGCUGGAUGCUGCCAGGACCUACGUGGUGGACUUCAUCACCCCCGCCAACUUUGAGAAGAUUCUGAGCUUUGUCUAUACUUCGGAGCUCUUCACAGACCUGAUCAAUGUUGGGGUCAUCUAUGAGGUAGCCGAGCGCCUGGGCAUGGAGGAUCUCCUUCGGGCCUGUCACUCCACCUUUCCUGACUUGGAGACCACUGCUGUGGCCAAGCCCCUGGCCAGCAGCGGGGAGAACCACUCGGGUACCCAGAGCUGUAGCUCAGCAGAGCCCGCCUAUCCCCUCGGAGACCUCCGGGGGGGCGGGGAGCACUUUGGUCCUGAGAGGAACUAUGUGUUACCUAGUGAUGCUGGAGGAAGCUGUAAAGAGGAAGAGAGAAAUGUCACCGGUGACACUAAUCAUAGCCUGUCUUCCCUGCCGCCAAAGAUGGAAGACCAUGAUGCCCCUGCUCCUUUCACCUCCGUUCCUAGUAUCGUGACUCAGCCGGCCCUAGGCACCGUCAGCAUGGGCAUCCAAACCAGCACAAGCUCCUGCCAGCCGUACAAAGUUCAGAGCAAUGGAGACUUCAGUAAAAGCAGCUUCUUCCCCCCUGACCAUGCAAUUGACAUUACCACUGGGACCAACUCCUGUCUGAGCAAUAGCGACCACUCCAAAGAUCCGGGCUUUGGGCAGAUGGAUGAGCUCCAGCUGGACGACCUGGGGGAUGAUGACUUGCAGUUUGAAGACCCCACCGAGGAGAUUGGCACAGCCGAGGAGGUGAUUGAGUUGAGUGAUGACAGCGAGGAUGAGCUGACUUUUGGAGAGAAUGACAACCGAGAGAAUAAGGCCAUGCCCUGCCAGGUGUGCAAGAAAGUUCUAGAGCCCAACAUUCAACUGAUCCGACAGCAUGCUCGGGACCACGUGGACCUGCUGACGGGCAACUGCAAGGUCUGCGAGACCCACUUCCAGGACCGAAACUCCCGGGUGACCCAUGUUCUGUCCCACAUUGGCAUUUUCCUCUUCUCUUGCGACAUGUGUGAAACUAAGUUCUUUACCCAGUGGCAGCUGACCCUCCACCGACGGGAUGGGAUAUUUGAGAACAACAUCAUCGUCCACCCCAACGAUCCCCUGUCGGGGAAGCUGGGUUUGUUUUCCGGGGCAGCCUCCACAGAGUUGAAAUGCGCUGCCUGUGGGAAGGCACUGGCCAAAGAUUUCCACGUAGUCCGGGGGCACAUCCUUGACCAUCUGAACCUGAAGGGCCAGGCCUGCAGCGUGUGCGACCAGCGCCACCUCAACCUCUGCAGCCUCAUGUGGCACACUCUGUCCCACCUGGGCAUUUCGGUCUUCUCGUGCUCCGUCUGUGCCAACAGCUUUGUGGACUGGCACCUCCUAGAGAAGCACAUGGCUGUGCACCAGAGCCUGGAGGAUGCUCUCUUCCGCUGCCACGUGUGUAGCCAGAGCUUCAAGUCGGAGGCCGCCUAUCGCUACCACGUCAGCCAGCACAGAUGCAACAGUGGCCUUGACGCCCGGCCCGGUUUGGGGCCCCAGCACCCCGCUCUCCAGAAGCGGAAGCUGCCCGCAGAGGAGUUCCUGAGCGACGAGCUGGCUCUGCAGGGCCAGCCCGGGAACAGCAAGUACAGCUGCAAGGUCUGUGGCAAAAGGUUUGCCCACACAAGCGAGUUCAACUACCACCGGCGGAUCCACACGGGCGAGAAGCCGUACCAGUGUAAGGUGUGCCACAAGUUCUUCCGAGGCCGCUCAACCAUCAAGUGCCACCUGAAGACACACUCGGGGGCCCUCAUGUACCGCUGCACGGUCUGUGGUCACUACAGCUCCACACUCAACCUCAUGAGCAAGCACGUGGGUGUGCACAAAGGCAGCCUCCCGCCCGACUUCACCAUCGAGCAGACCUUCAUGUACAUUAUCCAUUCCAAAGAGGCAGAAAAGAACCCAGACAGCUGACUGGGUCCCAGCAGAGCUAGGGGGAGCCCCCAGGCGGCAGCCAGGACGUUGCUUUUCUAAUGGCUCUUGGUCCCUCUCCAGCUGAAGUUUCAAUUUGGCCUUGCUAGGAAUUCUGUUCUGUCUUGUGGUUAAAGAAGAGAAAAGAAGAAAGAGCACACAAGCUGUUACUGUUUUCGAUAAGCAACGGCCCUAUCAUGUUUACCUCCUUCCCUGUUCUUGCCCACAAAGGGCUGCGGUUUUGAUCCUUCGGAGGCCGGUCUUGGGAUCUGGUCAGGCAGGUGGUGUCGACUAGAUCCCCUUUCCGAGCCUCUCAAGUUUUAGUUUACGGAUAGGUUUUUAUGCUGCUAAGAAUCCAACCAACAGCCUCACUGAAUAGAGGAGGUGGAGAGAGGUUUUCACUGUGGGUAUUAUUGCCAGCUUGCCAACUGGGACACACGGCUGUGAGAGAGAUUUGGGGAAUGUGGUCGCUUAGAAAAGACUAGUCCGCAGGGCAGCUCACCACAGGUGCCAGGCCCGGCCCUCAGCAGGGAAAAGGCGGAUGGGAUGGGGGCGCCUGCUCGUUUCCACGCUCUGAUCUGCUGAUGGGACAGUAGAAUCUUUUGGCAGCUAGAUCCAAACUGGGGGCAGAGCUUUCUGUGUAGGUCAGAAAGCUUUGGGAUGGAUCCUUGCCAGUCGGAAGAGGUGUCCGACUGAUGGUGCCGCCAGGAGUGGCAGCCCGGAUGGACAGGAAGGGAGGCCUCUCUUUUCUCCUCGAUUCCAAAGAAAUACGAUUUUAUGGAGUUGUAGCCCAGGUGGCCAGGUAGGCCUUCCCUGUGGGGCAGAGAGGACAGGGAGCCACUGUGAUAUAGUCAUCUGUCACCUGGCUGCCUCCGUCGACCUUGAGUGUCCUGGUGGAGAGGUGGGGAUGUCUCUGACAGCAGCAGCCUUGCCUUAAUUUACAUCCAGUCUCCCACCUAGAAGUGUGUUUGACCUGUGGUGUAGAUGAGAAGACCCCAUGGGGUGGCGGAGUGAUGGACUGUGAGCCCUUCAGGAUUGAAGGGACCCGAGUAACUGGUGGUGUGUAGCGGGAUGUGCGGUCUGUCUGUCCCAGUCGGGUAACCUGUUGUUUACUUUGUGGUAACUGGCCAGGAGCUUUGGCAGCUCAUCUUUGACCUGCUGGAAUUUAUCCUGAUCUGUCAUUGCAUCGCCACCAGGGGGCGCAAUUGGAGGGCAGCUGAUGUCCUUGGGGCCAGUUGGCUCCGUUCUUAGUGGCUUUUGAGGGGGUUCUUGCCCAAAGAAGGCUUGAGGGAGAGGGCCCUCGGAUCUCGCAUAUUCACAAGGUAGCACCUCAGUAAACUCAUACUACCUCACCCUGCUCAGGCGAGCUCUGGGAGUCCCUGCCCUAGGCCCUGACACUGCCCCUGGUGGGACUCAGCAGCACCCUGGGCUGUUUCACAAGCGAGUGGUUUUAAUUAACUCACAGAGCCUUUUUGGACAUUGAUAUUUAUUUAUUUUUGCUUUUAUAUACAUAGUACCCAGCAUCUCUUUUGGAUAAGUGACUUCAGGAAAAUGAGUUUCUCCCCAGCAAGUAGCCGUGUUCCAGGGGACAGUCCUGCCCAGAGAUUUGAGAAACGGGGGCUAGGAUGAGGGAAGGUGUCAGGCCUUUAAACAAACAAGUCCUUUUCUUUCUCUCCAGAGAGUCUCUUGCGGAAUAAGCCCAGGGGAGCCUUUAGGUAAUGGAUGUGAGUUCUGGAAAGUUGGGGCUUAUUAAAUUCCUAGACCUUUCCUGCCUGCGCUUGAGUAGACUGGGGACCGGGUUGAGGGGAACAAGUUAAAUGAAGGACCUUUUUUUGCACAUAUUCUCAUCCUUCCUAAACUUGGAAAGCUAUAUUAAGAUAUACAGGCAAGCCAAAGCUCCAUCCCUGUUGGACUUGCUGCCUCUCUCCCUAGCCCUAAAUUGAUAAAGCCUCCCAGUUGGGGUGCCUGGCUCUCUGGUGGGUUGGCUGUUACAUGAAGGGAUUUGUACAGCUGGCCAUUUUUCGCCAUCUAAACUCAACUUGCUACAUGUUCCCUCAGGUCAUUCUUGUCAGGAAAGCAGUGCUGAGACUUUUCAUCCCUGACUGGCUUCUCCCUUUCUUUCCCACAACUGACCGUUGGAAAUUUAAGAAGGAAAAUGUGUGAAAGACCACCGUCAAGUAUCUGCUAAGCUUUUCAAGGCUGAGUGAUCCCUCCCAUUCUGUUGAUGAGGACUGAUUUUUGAAUGGUCAGAUUUGAGAGAGGCAGUACUUCCUAGAACCCAUACAGGUGGCCAAGCAUGGAUCAGUGUGCUGGAGAAACCCUUUUCCUUAAUGGAGGGCAUCAUGGAUGCUGGGUAGUCUGUAUACUUAACCUGAAACUGUGAAGUUUUCCCUUUUUUGCCAGUAAACCAAAAAGCAAAUCCUUGAACCUUUGCCCCUGAAACACUAAACAAAAAACUGCACCCCCUGAUCCUCCUGAGGCCAAGUGGUUGAUCGGGGUGGCUUGGUUGGUUGCAGUCAGACAUGUAGCAGGGUCAGUAGCUCAUGAGGCUUAUUGACCAAACCCUGUUCCUCUGCUUGUCCCCGUAUUUGCCCUGACCACCCCCCACCCCGUUUAGAGUCAUGUUUGCUGUCUCUGCCUCCAGCCCGCCCCCCCCCGUUUCCGAACUGUUUUACUUGAAACUCUUGUGUUGUGGCAAAGGGCACUCUGGGAUACCUGGUUGAAGGUAUUCAUUUUAUUUUGAGUUUUUAAAAAUUUUUUUUCAGCCUUCUGUUGCCCCCUCUGCCUUGGAGCCCAGUUUAGCAGUCUGCUGUAUUGUUCUGAGGUUCUGUCUGACCCCUGAAUGUCUUUUCUCCUCCCUUCCUCCUCUUUCUUGUUCUAUACUCAGGACCAGCUAUAUAAUCUGCAGACCCCUUUGUUUAAAAAUGAAGAAUUUCAAGGUGGCGACUGUAGAGCAUUAAACCAAGCAUGAGGCUAUUCCCAACCUGUUUCUUAAGGGAAAAAGGUAAUACUUGUAUGGCGCAUUGGAAUAAACAGCAGAGGCUGCUUAUGGCCACAGGAGGGGAUCCGUCUCCCGCUUCUCCUGUGACCCGUUGCUGGCUCACUGAUGCCACAGUGCCCACUGGGAAGCUCUGCUGUAUUGUGGUAUUUGGUCCUACAUUUUAAGACCCCAGCGAGUCUCUAUAGUUCAUGGCUAGGUGGAAAGAAUGGAGGUGGGGGUUGGGACCCGGUGACCCCUAAGAACCAGGAAAUGGGUAAAAGUUCUUUUUGACUGUCUUCCCUUCUGAUCCAUCAGCACCCGUUUGUCUCCAGGACAAAUCUUUGGGCCUAAAUACCUUCUCCCCAGUCAAGUUUUGCUACUGAUGAAUUUUCUUCGUCUUCUGGCCUCUUGCUGUGCCCUAUUCCAGAGACUACUCAACUUUGGAAGUGAAUUUAAAUCCUUUUCUAGGUGGACACUGAUUUUGUUGGCGUGGGAGUGGGCUGUGUGGAGAAGUCUGCCCAUCUGGAGGUCCCCACACAUCCUUUGGCCUCAGUCCUGCUCUGAGUGAGUCGGGAAGUACAGUGCACACAGCAUUCAUUUCACUGUGAUCACUCACUGUCAAACUUAACAUCAGAAUGAAAAUGGAACUGCUUUGAGUUCGAUGUUUCUUUAACACCCUUCCCUGUCCAGUCCAACCUCCCCUCCCACCUCCGCUAGCGAAAGUCUCUUAUGAAACCAAGAAGAGUUGUUGACGUCUAACUUCCUUCCAUUAAAUUAAUAAGUACUGACCUCCUAAUAUUUAAGUGUUUACUAUCUAUUGCUGUAAAGUUUUGUAUAUUUUGUAAACUUCUUUUCCCAAAUAGUAGAUGUCUAAAAUCGUUGUACAUCUGAUUCUUUUAUAUUCCAUUGUUCGGCACAAAGUGUGGUUUUUAUUUAGAAUAAAAAAAGGAAAUUUGAAACGGUAAUUCUUUUCCUAUUGACUGGGGUUACGCUGUCCCUUGAGUUCAGAAGAUCGGGGCCCAACACCUGGUAGUAGCAGCAUUCUGCUCAGCAGAUGCCAGGAUUCCUU
Messenger RNA from Zalophus californianus (California sea lion), 6350 nucleotides. RefSeq names its product zinc finger and BTB domain containing 39 (gene ZBTB39). Gene Ontology annotation, biological process: regulation of immune system process; regulation of cytokine production; negative regulation of transcription by RNA polymerase II. The transcript has 2 exons. Bases 181 to 2304 code for a protein of 707 amino acids. The record is from RefSeq and is a predicted model, not a curated record. Gene Ontology annotation, molecular function: protein binding. NCBI's taxonomy places the organism in Eukaryota, Metazoa, Chordata, Mammalia, Carnivora, Otariidae.